GACUGCGACGUUGUCUGCGCGAGAUAUUACGGAGUCAGUGGCGAGUGUGAAAGGCACGUUUUCCAGUGCAAACAUAUCAGCAUGCGACCUAGCAGAUGGGCGGGAAGGAAUGCAAGAAAUUAGUGUCUUCAUAUUUCACCCAAGCAAUUCCUGUUCAUUGGAUAAAAAUACCCUUAAAUCAUGAAGAUUUCCCCCGUCGCGGCAGGUAACAGCGUGGAAGUAGGUGACAUAUUUGAAGCUAUCCAGAAAGGCGACACAGAGCAGUGUGCCCGGCAUCUAAAUCGUGAUCGUGGAGCUGUCAGGCAAACAGGCUGGGGGGGGUUCACUCCCCUGCACUUUGCCGCUCUCCAGGGGAGCAGGCCGCUGGCGGACCUCCUCCUGAGCCAUGGGGCCGACUGCAACGCCACAUGCGACGCAGGACAAACGGCCUUCCACUUCGCCAGCAGACAAGGUAAUGUCCACAUCAUGCAUCAAAUGCUGCAGCAUGGGGCGGACCUACGCAUCACUGAUCUCCAGGGAAAAACUGCCCUGCACUACGCAGUCUCUGGGGGAAACGUGCUGGCUGCCCAGUACCUGUGGGAGAGGGAGAUGUUCAGGUUUUCCGACACUGAUAACUUCAAGCUAACACCUCUGCACCUGGCAGCCUCAAUGGGGAACACGGACAUGGUCAAGUAUUUGCUGCGGAAUAAUCGGUGUGCUGUGGACGCUGCCGACCACCAGGGGGCGACGGCGCUGCACGUGGCUGCGGAGAGGGGGGCCAUUGAAGUGAGCUGGCUGCUUUUGCAGGAAGCCGGACUGCAUGUGUUACACCUGCAGGACAACAACCGGCUGACUCCUGUGGACCUGAGCAGACGGGGAGACACCUUCAGACACCAGCAGCUCACUGAACUUUUUACGAAGUUAAUCAACAAGCCCCCAAAUCACAAACCCAAGGAGUCGCGUGGCAUGUACUACUGGGCACUGCUGUUCCCCACUCUUGGUGGAGGUGCCAUCUUCCUGGUAGCUGUAGCACUUGGAGUCUAUGGGGGUCUUGUCUGUGUUUUGCUCUUCCCCUGGCUGGCUAAGUGCAUCUUCACCCAGUAUCACAGGAUGAGCAGCUACCAGAGGUCUCCUAACCCUGUCUACCUGGGUACUCUGGCAGCUGGUAUGUUCCACUCACUGCUCUGCUUCUUUGGAAAGAUCAGGCCUAGCAUCAGCUCUUCGGAUCUGCUCCUCCACACGUCCAUCGUCCAGUUCUCAGCUGUGCUGUGGCUUUUUCACAGACUCCUCAUCAAGGACCCUGGCCACGUGCGGCAGGCAGAGGCCGAUCCCCGGUUCUCCAGGGUGACCGACCUGGUGGAGACCAAUGAAAGCCUGAGCAGGUUCUGCAUCUACUGUGAGAUGUUCCAGCCGGAUGGUUCCAAACACUGCAAGCUGUGUGGCAUGUGCAUCCUGGAAUAUGACCACCACUGCCUGUUCCUCAACCGCUGCGUGGGCAGGGACAACCGGCGCCUCUUCGUCCUCUUCCUCCUGGCUAUGGCUGUGGCUCACACACUCUUCCUCCUUGCGGCUGCCCGUUACCUCUGGCGUAGGUUUACCGAUGUACCGUUGGCCACGGAGGGGACCGUGGCGGGCGCAGAAAUCUGGGUGCUGGCUCUGUCAGUCAUGAACUUCCUCACUGGCCUGUGGGAGACCUGGCUGCUGAAGGAACAGUUCCAGACCCUCUCCAUGGGCACCUCUACUUAUUUCAAACACCCACCUCACCCACAGCGCCCACCGAGGCAGCGCUGGGCAUCGGUCAUCUCCUACCUGAUAAGCGGGCGGCUGCAUAGGCAUCAGUGGCGCCUGUCCUCGGUGAACAUUUAGGAUGAAACUUUUCACAAGUCAGGUGGUACCUGCCCAUCCAUCCACACACACGGACCGGACCACGCUCCCCAAACCCAUACACACACUUUACCUACAUCUAGUGUAUCAUUUUGACAUUUUAGUUGCCCGGCAUUAAAUUGUGUUCUUUUAAGAAAGUCAUUAAAAAGUGUUUAUUUUAGGAAAAAAAUAUUAUUUUUUAACAAUUGUUAGUGAUUUUAAAUAUUUCAAAAAUAUUUUAAGCAUUUUGUGUAUGAAACAACGACCUGCUAAGUUUGACUGUGCUGUUUUUUCCACUGUAAACCUUUGAAAUAAAAUAGUGUCUGACUAACAA
Molecule: messenger RNA, 2176 nt
Organism: Paramormyrops kingsleyae
Lineage: Eukaryota; Metazoa; Chordata; Actinopteri; Osteoglossiformes; Mormyridae
Product: palmitoyltransferase ZDHHC13
Molecular function (GO): palmitoyltransferase activity; protein binding
Source: RefSeq, a predicted model, not a curated record